CCUCCCCCCCCCCUCCCCUCAGCUGCUCGAAUCGCGCUGCCGGGGCCGACUCUUCCAUUCCUCGUUGAUAUUCCCCUUCCAGAACAUUUUUGCCCAUUUGGUCUGAUCUAGUUGUCAUGUAUGAAUACUCCGUUGAUUCUGUUCGGGUCGACGUGGUCAAUGGGAAUCUUUAUAGAAUGGGUGAUUUCUCAAUUCAGAUCAGUUCAAGACUGAUCAGUCAGUUAUUGGAGGGCAACAGUCAACAGAAGAGGAAACAAAAGAAAGCCAAGCCCAAAGUCUCACCAAAACCAAAGUCAGAGAGCAAGAAAACGCUCCAUGAUUCAGAGGCCAAAUUGCCGGUGCAGCCACCGUUUUUCCUCCCGACACUGCAACAACCACCUCAAACCGCAGCAUAUGCAGAGCUCGAAGCGAUCAGAUCGGUCUUGAAAGAGAGCGAGAAGGUUCUAGAGAAGCUGGAGAAGCAGGAAAAGAACAUGGGUCAUGAAGUAACAGAGAGAGCCAUGGAUCUAAGGGACAAGGAGUUCAAGAUUCCGUCGCCGAAGCCAAUGCCUUGCUCUUUAGAGAACGACGUAUGGAUGAAAUGUUACAAGGAGAACGUCGAUGAUCCCCUGAAAUGCGGCGGAUUCGCUAGGAGUUUUGCAGAUUGUGCUCGCCGGGUCAGACAGCAAGCGAGUUCUGUUCACAAUUAGAUGAAAUCAAAAGGGUGAAGAAGAAAUAGUAUUUUUGCUGUGAGGUCUGAUGAGUGAAUGGUCAGAAGGACAAUUACAUCACGACCAUGAGAUUGCUGAUCAAAACUUCUAGUUCUGAAACCACGUUCAUUAUGAAUGAUAUGUUAUGUAGGGAUAGGAUGGUCGAUGCAGAUUGAGCGCAUCGAGUAAGAAUAAAGACAACAAAGGAGUCACGUGCAGUGGAUAGGGUCCAUGACUACAUUAAUCUUGUCGUCUUAUUAAACAUAACUAUAAAGUAAUUAACUGAUUGGUGAUC
Messenger RNA from Tarenaya hassleriana, 984 nucleotides. RefSeq lists its product as uncharacterized. Lineage: Eukaryota; Viridiplantae; Streptophyta; Magnoliopsida; Brassicales; Cleomaceae. The coding region runs from base 117 to 689 and encodes 190 amino acids. The record is from RefSeq and is a predicted model, not a curated record. The transcript is spliced from 3 exons.